Messenger RNA from Nylanderia fulva, 2838 nucleotides. Its product is annotated as E3 ubiquitin-protein ligase RNF34. Gene Ontology annotation, cellular component: plasma membrane; cytoplasm. Lineage: Eukaryota; Metazoa; Arthropoda; Insecta; Hymenoptera; Formicidae. The record is from RefSeq and is a predicted model, not a curated record. Gene Ontology annotation, molecular function: ubiquitin protein ligase activity. Gene Ontology annotation, biological process: negative regulation of extrinsic apoptotic signaling pathway via death domain receptors; protein K48-linked ubiquitination; proteasome-mediated ubiquitin-dependent protein catabolic process.
AUAUAUGUCAUAUGACAUAUAUGACAUCAUAUAUUAGUUCGAUGUGCGAUGACGUUCAAAAUUUCUCCCCUCUAUCGCGAGAAUAAAAACGCAGCGCGAAAAAGAAGAGUAGAAGAAGAGAAGGAAGAAGAAGAAGAAGAAGAAGAAAAAGAAGAAGAAGAAAAAGAAGAAGAAAAGGCGCGCGAAACGAGGACGACGUGCAGGAACAUUCCUCACCGAUCGGCGCUUUCGUUUCCCGACUUCGUCAUCGUCGUCGUCGGCCAUACUGGACCGAUAACAGUGCACCGAUAGUCUCUCUAUAUCGAUUAAUUAAAGAGGAAAAAAAGGUUACGCUCCCUAUUAUGUCGCCUCUACGACGUGCGCCGACGAACGGGCGGCUCCGGGGAUCCCUCCAACGAGGCGAUGGCUUGCGAGGCGUGCAGUGCGAAGUUCAAUUUGUUCAAGAGAAAAAAACAGUGUGCAGAUUGCCUGAGGCACUUCUGCUCGGAAUGCGUGAUCAAACGACUGGACAAGGUGUUUACCUGCGAGAGCUGUGGAAUACUAUCGAGGAGGCCACUUGUGAGGAAUCAGAUCAGGCAGAUGCGCUGCAAGGAUUUACGACAGUAUCUUGUGGCAAAGAAGGUCUCUAUCAAGGGAUGUGUUGAGAAAGAAGACUUGGUACAUUUACUAAUGCUCUUUGCUAACGGAACUGACCCUUGCUCUAGUACUGACUAUAGUACAAGGACGCAAAACGCUGCUGAAGAGCAAUUUUCUAGAGUAUAUCCCUCCUUCGACAGACCAGAAAAUCUUCCAAAUGUCAGUACUGCAAAUGAUGAAAUGCAUGAGGACGAGCAGGCACAAGCACCAGCAAGAAGCGAAGACGUCGAAAUGGCGGAAGAGGCAAGUGAGAGUAGUCAUAGCAGUCCGAUUAUUAGCGUGCCACUUAGCGAUAGCGAAUCACCCGAGGAGGGACCGACGAAAAGUAGUAGUAACGAUACAAGAGUUGAGAUACAGGAAAUUUCGGAAACCGACAGCAGUCCAGUCGAACCCAAUAAUGCAGCAGAACCGUUAAUUACCGAACAUGAGGAAAUUUCUGAAGCGUCGAACGAAGAAAAAAAAUCGGAUAUGGUUACAGAAAUUCCCAUGUGGUCGGAUAAAGUACAACUGUCGGAUAUAAAGGAGGCGUCGGAAUUAGAGUAUCUAAAUGUUAAACAAUUAAAAAAUCUGUUGAGUACAAAUCGCGUAGAUUACAAAGGUUGCUUAGAAAGGCAAGAGUUAUUGAACAGAGUGUCCAGAUUGUGGCAGGAGUACACACAAUCUAGACAAGAUGUUGAAAAACUCAGUGAAGAGGAACUGUGCAAAAUUUGCUGGGACGCUCCGAUCGAAUGCGUGAUUUUAGAAUGCGGUCAUAUGGCCUGCUGCAUAAACUGCGGUAAACAAAUGUCCGAAUGUCCGAUAUGCAAGCAGUACGUCGUCCGUGUUGUGCGCUUCUUCAAAGCCUAAUGAGGCAACGAGCAGAGAGUAUAGCAACAUGCAGUUAAGAUCUUUAUUAUCUCGAGCAUCAUUUGUCACAUCAAAUAGAUUGAUUUCACGACUAUUAUUGAAUCAAUCUACGACAAGGAAUCGAUUUAUGAAACACCAAGCUCUUGCAUGAUAAAUCUAUCGGUUCACUUUGGUGAUUAAUGACAAAUCAUAUGUAAUAUAGACGAGACGUUUUAGAUGCGCGACAGUCCGUAUUUUUAUUAAAUUCAGAUGGAUUCAUUACAUAUCCUCUCGCCAUCUGAAAUUUAGUUCUUUUCCGAGGCGGAAACCAGUAUACAAUCGAUUUUUUCUAUUCUAGUAUUGUUGGAUACUGUAGACAUAGUAUAAAUAGACUCAGAAUUGGUGUAAGGAACAGAUAAAAGGAGAAUAUAGCUAAAAGUUAAUGAAAAAAAAUCAAGCUUGUUAGAAUUGACUUCAGUUAUAUCAAUGUCAAAUUGUAAUUUUGCUAGAAGUUACUGCGCAAAUACAUAUUUUAUUCUUUUUUUUUUUUUUUUUACUUAUUGUUAGUCCUUAAAUUAAAGGAAAUAUUUAAUUUUUUUAAAUAUAGAGAACAAUUGGUCUAUUUAUAUUAUGUCUACGAACGAAAGAGAGAUUCCUCUAUUCUAUAAUUACUGUGCAAGUACAUCUUUUAGUCUUUUUUUUUUUUUUUUUACCUAGUCCUUAAAUUAAAGGGAAUAUUUAAUUUUUUUUAAUGUAGAGAAUAAUUAGUCUAUUUAUGUCUAUGAUCGAAAGAGAGAUUUCUCUAUUCUAUAAUUUUCUUUUAAUCUGUUCUUCUAUUGCUUACGCAAGAUAAAAAUAUCAUUAUGUGAACUGUCUUUCGUUUUUUUACUUUAAAAUGUUACAUGACAAAUGUGAGCAAUAGGAGAACAGCAUAAUAAAAGUAUCCUUACUUAAGGCCAUUACAAGUAAAAAUAUUUUGGUUGUAACUGUAAAACGUAUGUAAAUUGUAAUUGUAAAACGUAAGCAGUAAACGUUACUACUCGCUGUGAUUGGUCGAUUUGUUUAAAUUUUACAGUUACGACUAAAACUUUUUUACGUGCAAUGGCCUUUAUGAUGUUACAAAAAGGAAAAAUCUAGAAUAGAGGAUAGAAUAGAAGAAAUCGAUUAUAUUUUGAAAUAAAUGUCUAAAUAUGUAUAUUAUCUUAAUAUAUUAGGGUAUAUAUUAUAUUGCGAAUGAAUUUUCGAAAUAUUAGGAAGAAAGAAAGUUUUUAUAUUACAGAGUUGUGCAGAUUUUCCGAGGUAAUUUGACAGCACACUGUGAUUCCGGAAAUUUUGUAAAUUCUGUAUUGUACAGUGUAUCUUUUUUAUGAAAAUAAA